AUGUCUAAUUUUCUAAAAUAUUAAAAAGUAAUUAGAGAAGAAAAAAUCAUUUGCUUAUCUAAAACAAUCAAAAAAGAAAAAAGAAAAAAUUAAUACACAGUAGAAUUCAAAUUUGGUAGUGAUAUAGAUGUUUCUAUGCUUAAGUAAAUUAUUCAAGUUAAUCAAUAAAUACCUGCUUAUAUCCCCUUAAAUAUUACAUUUAGACUUGAAUCAGAUAUAUUAAUUCCAUUAUAAUUGGAUCCCAAUCUCUAAUUAGGUGCUUUAGCUAUAGAUCCAAUUUCAUAUAAUUAUAGAAUAAUUAAGUAUGAUAAACAUCAGAACAAUUAUAUAUUUUAUUUUGAGCCAAUCGAUAGGCCCUUUACUCCUCUCUAAAUAGUAAAAAAUACAUUAGAAAAAUAUCAUCCAUCUUUAGGAGAACAAUUUGAGUUAUUUCAUUUGAAUAUAUUGAAAAAAGAUAAAUUCACCAUUGCUACUGAGUAAGAAAUUUAAGAAUAUGAAAACAGCAUUAAAAAUUCUUUUGCAGUAUAUAUUUAAAAAAAACAAAAAGGUAAAAUAACUACAUUGAUAAAAUCCAUCAAUACUUAAUAUUUGUAAUUAAUGGGAAUUAAUGAUGAAAUGUUGCAGGAUUAUAUUAAUUAAACAGGAUUAUUGCCAUGGUGUUUUUGCAAUGAAAAUCAAUAAUAUAUGAAUCUAAUUAAAGGAAUGUUUCAAGGUGCUCACUAACAGAUUAAUAGUUCAAUGCCAGCAAUCAAUUUUAAUGGAUAAAAGUUUGAAGUAAAAAUAACACCUCGAAAAUUUCAUAUAUAUAAUUAGGAUGACGAUUCCUAUAUAUAAUUUAUGUUCUUUUAAUAAGAAUAUAAUUCCUAAAUUAUAACAUAAAAUUAAAUUGCUUUAAAUAUGAUUGAAUAUUUUAAUCUAAAACCUAAAAUAAUUAAAUAAGAAAUUAUUGAAGAUGAUUAAAUAAAAAGAUGUAAAUUUAGAAAAAUUUGA
This is a messenger RNA of Paramecium pentaurelia, 990 nucleotides long. The record is from the annotation of a GenBank genome assembly. Lineage: Eukaryota; Ciliophora; Oligohymenophorea; Peniculida; Parameciidae.